AUGGUGUCGCGUGCACUCCCCGAGUAUGACUACAUCUUUGCCUUCGGACUGAUCUUCGCCUUCCUCGACGCCUGGAACAUCGGCGCCAACGAUGUCGCCAACUCCUUCGCGACGUCGGUCUCUUCCCGCUCGCUCACUAUGCUCCAAGCCAUGCUUAUCGCUACGGUCUGCGAGUUCGGUGGUGCCGUCCUGGCCGGCGCUCGUGUUUCCGGAACUAUCAAGAACGGCAUCAUCUCGACCUCGGAGUACGACACCAACCCAUCGGUGCUCAUGCUUGCCAUGCUCUGCGCUCUGGUCGGUUCUUCCCUCUGGUUGACACUGGCUACCAAGAUCGGCCUACCUGUCUCCACCACUCACUCGAUCGUGGGCGGUAUCAUUGGUGUUGCAUUCGCUACCAUCGGCGCUGGUGGUGUUGAUUGGACCUGGGAGGGUGUUCCUCAAGUAUUCGCCGCGUGGGGCAUAGCUCCUUGCAUUGCCGGUGCGUUCGGCGCCAUCAUCUUCCUGAUCACCAAGUAUGGUGUUCUUCAGCGCAAGAACCCCCUCAUCUGCGGCUUCUGGAUGAUCCCACUCUACUUCGGCGUCACUGCGGCUGUAUUGAUCAUGUCAAUCGUCUGGAAAGGUGCCGCUUCCCUCGACCUCGAUGACUGGGGAACAGCCCCCACAGUCGGCACAAUCUUCGGCGGCGCCGCUGGUGUCGUCCUCCUGUACGCCGCGUUCCUGCUACCAUUCCUUUACCGCCGCCUCUACUUGGAAGACUGGAGUCUGAAGAGCUGGGAGAUCAUCAAAGGUCCCAUGCUGUGGUUCAAAGGCGAAGUGCCCCCAAUGCCCGAAGGUAUGGAGAAGCAAACCGUCCAAGACUACUACCGCGGCCACAACACCAAGACCGCCAACCCGGUCCUCGCCCGCGCCAUCCCAGAGACCAACGUCACCGACACUCCCGUCGACGUUGAGAAGACCGCUGGCAACGCCACCUCCUCUUCCUCCAACAGCGACAUCACCCCAACCGACACCCAGACCCAACCACACCACUCCAUCCCAACCCUCAGCAUGGAAGAAGCCGCCAAAGCCAAAGCAAUAGCCCAUCCCUGGAACACGCCCACCGGCUUCCUCGCCCGCACCAAAUACUACUUCUUUCGCGGCGUGAACCGCGACAUCGUCGAAGAGCAGGGCACCGCGCACACCGCCCCGAAGGCUUCGCCGCAAAGAUCCUGGCUAAGGACUUGA
Molecule: messenger RNA, 1224 nt
Organism: Cyphellophora attinorum
Lineage: Eukaryota; Fungi; Ascomycota; Eurotiomycetes; Chaetothyriales; Cyphellophoraceae
Product: Phosphate-repressible phosphate permease pho-4
Exons: 1
Coding region: 1-1224 (407 amino acids)
Biological process (GO): phosphate ion transmembrane transport
Cellular component (GO): membrane
Source: RefSeq, a predicted model, not a curated record